Molecule: messenger RNA, 4324 nt
Organism: Falco peregrinus (peregrine falcon)
Lineage: Eukaryota; Metazoa; Chordata; Aves; Falconiformes; Falconidae
Gene: SLC60A2
Product: major facilitator superfamily domain containing 4B
Exons: 4
Coding region: 70-1788 (572 amino acids)
Source: RefSeq, a predicted model, not a curated record
AGGGGGGCGGGGCCGGCGUCCCCGCGGGCCGCAGCGGCCGUCGGUGCCGGCGCCGCGGCGGGAGGAGCCAUGGCCGGCGCCGAGCGGAAGAAGCAGGUCCGGUUCGCCGCCCCGGGGGAGGCGGCGGGGCCGCGUCUCUCAGCCGCGCCGCAGGCGGAGGUGGUCGGCGGCGGCGGCCGGCGGUGCGGCCGGGCCGGGGACGGAGCCGCGCUGCGCUGGUGCAUCUCCGGGGCGCUGUGCGCGGCCUUCCUGGGGCUGGGGAUGAGCAUCGCGGUGCUGGGGCCCACCUUCCCGAACCUGGCCGCCAACGUCCACCGGAACGUCAGCGACAUCUACUACAUCUUCGUGGGCCGGUCCCUGGGCUACCUGGGCGGGUCGGUGCUCGGGGGGGUGCUCUUCGACUGCAUGAACGCGCACCUCCUGCUGGCAUUAUCCAUGUUUGGAACAACGGUUGGUCUUUAUGGGAUACCCUGGUGUAAGAAAUCCCUGCUGUUAACUGUCUUGAUGUCAGUUAUUGGAGCUUCCAUGGGAAUUCUAGACACAGGUGGCAAUGUACUGGCACUGAACACCUGGGGAGCAGAGGCUGGGCCACAUAUGCAGGCCUUACACUUCAGUUUUGCUGUUGGUGCGUUUGUGGCUCCGAUCCUGGCUAAAAUGGCCUUGGGAGGCUCCGAAUCUAAAGACCUGCCAGUAGCUGAAAAGAGAAACCAGUCUGUCCCGAGGUCUGUGCCGACAGCAUCAGCUGCAUCAGCUGCGUCAGCACUGAAACACCAUCUUGGUGCAGAUUUUUUGUGGUCCUAUGUUGUCAUCGGGACCUAUCUUCUGUUAGUUUCUUUCUUCUUUUUUAUUUUGUAUUCAAAGGGCAGCUCAGCUCGAGACAAGUCAAAGGCUUCUCUGCAGAAGUGCACGUUUGCCAAGUACCACUAUGCUCUUAUCCUUCUCCUGUUCAUAUUCUUCUUCUGCUACGUGGGAGCGGAGGUCACUUACGGCUCUUACAUAUUUACUUACGCAAAGGUCUUUGCCGAGAUGAAAGAAAACGAAGCAGCCGCUUUGAAUUCUGUCUUCUGGGGUGCGUUUGCUGCUUGCAGAGGAGUGGCAAUAUUCUGUGCUGCUUGCUUGUACCCUGGCACCAUGAUCCUGCUGAGCAUCACAGGCUCUGCCGUCUCGUCUUCGUGCUUGGCCUUCCUUGCAAGGUACCCAGCCUCACUGUGGGUGGGGACCGCGGUGUACGGAGCAUCGAUGGCCACCAUCUUUCCCAGCGGCAUCUCCUGGAUAGAACAGUACACGGUCGUGCAGGGAAAGUCGGCUUCUCUGUUUGUGAUCGGUGCCGCGCUGGGCGAGAUGUGCAUUCCUGCAGUGGUGGGGUAUCUUCAAGGCAGGUUUCACCACGUCCCUGUGGUUAUGUACACUGCCUUGGUGACUUCUGCGAUGACAGUUAUACUCUUCCCUCUGAUGUACAAAUUGGCCAACUCUCCUGGUGAGAGUGACAUGAAAGAAGCGGGUGAGAGCGAGGACCGGAAAGCUUUGCUGUCAAACUCGGGGCUUAAUGAGGAUGAAGAGGAUGAGGAGGAUGUUGGGGAGUGGAACGAAGCAGACUUUGAGGUAAUAGAAAUGAAUGACACGCUGAGAAACUCUGUGGUAGAGACCUCCCGUAAGAUACCGGGGGACUCUCCAGCCAAAGGCUCUCUCCAGCCCCAUCUGGACGCCGUAUUGCGUGAUUCUCCAGUGGUUGCUGGUGGCUCCCCUGGGAGAAAAAACGUGAAUGUUGACCGGGAGAAGAAUGAUUAAAGUAAAAGCCGACUUUAUUUGUUUUAAAGGGAAAUGCCAUUGAAUUGUAGCUGUUCUUGUAAAGUGGUUCAAGAAUUUUUGAUAGUGGCGCAGAGCUCCACGUGUCCAUUUCCAUGUUUGUUUGGCCCUUUCUCCUCUUCCGUUUUCAGUCUGCAGUGAUGUGUCUUGGAGCAGGAAAGGCCAUGAGGACAUGAAUGGGGUAACAUGAUAAAAUGUAUAGACUGUACCAGAAAUGUUUAUAAACGUAAGAGAUGUUUUCUAAAUGUGAGGCAUGCAUUUCGGUAAUAUAUACUGCAAUAAGCACUAAUUAGGAAAGAAGGGAACUGCUUGGACCACUCAUUUUUUUGGGGUGAGUGAAGGGUGCAGUUCUGAGGUGCUUGGUCACAGAAUCUCUUGGUAAGAGAGGAGAGAAAUCGGUUAUCUGUGAUGCUGAACUUUUCAACCUCAUGAAAGAGGAAUGUUUCUACUGCACUGAAGGGUUGUGUGUGAGAGGCCAAGCCCUGUUCUAGGUCCAUGUGACAGUUUGACAGGUGUCCGUCUGUGUGGCCUUGUGCGUUUCGUUUGUUGCACAUGGUAACAAAUGGAGUGGGAUGGCAGAGGGAGCGAAGGUUAAACCUGCAUUUCUUCAGCUUCCCUUUUCCCCAUUUCCCUCCUGCACGCUACGUUAAUUGCUUUGUGUGUGAUGAAAGUAGGGGGUGUUAUCUGAUGGCAUGGACAAAUCCCACGGGUGGACGAGGAGGGGGAAGCGGUAACUGCUUCUGCUCCCCUUUUGCAGGAGUUCCCGUUGCCCCGGGGUGGUCACAGGUUUCCCUUGGCAGAGACUGGGUUUGGUGCAAGACAAACAACAAAAGAUGCGGAGACGGCUCCAUGGCCGCUCCCCACCGCACCUGCAAUCCGUAGGCUUGCCCUGAGUUGACGGCAAUUUGAAAACAUUUCCCCGUACCUGAUAUCAUGUUGUCAGAGGAAAAUUAGUUUAAGAAACACACCUGGCGACCAGGAAGAUUUUAAAUAACCCCUGAUUCGUACGCUGAUUUUUUGAAUGAAAUUCCAAAUCAGAAUGUCCUGCACGUAGGAUUGUUCUCAGGGAUAGUUUACAUGUCUUGCAUAAUCAAGUACUAAAACAGCCAGAAAAUGAAUAAAGCUGCAUUUGGAAAUACACUGUAACCUCUCUGAACCUUCUCUACUGAUUGCAUGUCUAUACACACUUACUUGUGGUUCUGACUGCUGUCUUCCCGACAAACGUAAAUGCACUGUGCAAAAAAAGGUUGUUCUUUUUGGUACUGGCUGUAUUAAUUCCUGCAUGAGGCACUUGAGUUCAUCCCCAUUUUACCCCCUUAAAAGCAGGUGGCCUGUGUAGUAGGAAUGGAGCAACAGCCUGGAAUGCCAAGGUAAGAGCAGCCUUCUGCCAGAAGGAUCCCAAAAGCAGCAGCAGGAAGACAGAGUGGAACUGCUGUAACCACCUUGAAUGGUACCGGGUAGAGUCACGGCUGAUUGAUACGUGGCAGCCUGUGUCUGUUCGACGUCUAAAUUUUGAGUCAUCAUAGACUUACAGUCACGUAGAGCCUUCGAUGUCAAUUCUGGCCUCAAAUUUGAAAUGGAAUAUGCUUACGGAAAUAGUUCUCCUUACCCCCUCAGAGCAUGCCUUUAAUGAAGUGUUGGAAGCAAUUUGAGAUUAAGAGAUCUAGGACAUUUCCAGUGAGUCCAGCUCACAGCAGUUUUAGACAUCCUUGAUGUUCAAGGCUGUAGCUUUCCUCGUUCUUAGAUUCUGGUGUUCCUCAAGGUUUGUUUUUUAGAUGACAAAUGUUCUUUUCCACAGGUUUAGAUUUCCCUCCAAAGUAAACUGCUUCCUGGCAUAUGCAGUUAACAGUGAGGAUCUAUUUACAGUGCCUUUUAAGUUUCAGAUCCUCCAGAAAGCUCAAACACUCAAACUUGCAUGUUAUGGGUUGAAAUUACUUGAAGUGAACUGUAUUACUUUACCAUUGCUUUGCUUAUGCUAGAAAAGUCAUCUCUGUGUUGAGGACGAGAGCUACGGUCCAUGGAUUAGAUAACUGAAUUUAAAAAGGAUCCUAUUUUUGUCCAUAAAAACAGGCAUGGGUUGAAGAUGAGCACUUGCCCAUUUACUCCAGCGUUAAAGGUAACCUCUUGCAGUUAAACGUAAAAUAAUAUGUUUUUUUUAAUCCCUUAAGCGCUGCCAAAUGCUGGAUUGUACUGCAAGCAUUAACAUGUUCGUCCUGGUGUUUGCACUUUGAUUCUGUACAUGACCAAUGGUAGAAUGCAAGAGCAGGCCACGUUUUGUGCCUUGAUGGUUUUUUUUUUUCAGUUACUUUGCAUUAAAAUGCAUUAAAAUGUGUGAAUGUUCUAUUAAAUAUUUAAUCAGUUUUUAUUCUGCUUGGUGUGGGUUUACAUUGUACUGUAUAAUGCGAAAUUUAAGACUGACUUGUAAUAUAUAUAUACUUGAAUGUAAUAAAUUCUGAACUGGAGAAGGCACUCAGGUUCCUUGAUGUAAAUAAAAGUUUUGUUCUAUUUUUCAAAGCUA